UCGAACAUUAAAUUAUUGUAAAUUGUAAAUGGAUUCAGUUCUAACUUCUAGCAAAGAUUGUUUUGAUUUCAAUACUUAAUUAAAAGGCGAUUAAUUAAAAAAUGAGUGAUUUAAUGGAAGACGGUAUGGAAUUCCGUGGAGGUACACUACAGUUAUCAACAGAAAAUAACGUGGAGAACUCUGAAAGCAGAGCCCGAGGUGCGACUCAAAGUCAUAAUAAAAUCAAAACACCGAUAAGUGUUAAUCCAUCGGUGUUAUCGGGCGCUGAUUCUCUAUCAUCAUCUGCAUCUUCUUUUGCAGAUGCUCGUCAGAGUACAUCAAACAAUGAUAAUGCCGAGCAACCACAAACUGUAUAUCCGCGUUAUGAUGUACCAUUUGAUAAAGAGAAUAUCAAAGACUUUUUUACAUUCCGAAAGGGUGUUGUUGAAAAUGCUAUUCAAGAAUGUAUCACUGGUCUCUUAUUUCCUGAAGAUGGUGAAUAUUUGGGAUCAUGGCUCUUAACUGAGAUAACACUAUGGGAUAAUGAAAAAGAAAGGAUUGUGCUGCUAACAUCACGGCUUGUUAUGAUAAUCAAAUAUGAUUUUAUUGCUAUGAAACAAAUGGACUUCAGGAAAACAUAUCUUGAUGAUUUAGAUACUGUGGUAAUAGGAGAACUGGUGUAUCCACCUUCAAGUCUUGUUCCUCGACUAAAUGGUAUUGCAACUGGUGUAACAACGGUUGUUAAAGACUGCGUGAUAGAUCGACUUUGCCGCCGACCAACCUCUACAGAUGAUGAAACUAAACCGUUUGAUCCCAAAUACUUUGAACCUAGAGAAAGAAAUCUCCGCGGUGUUCGGAUGAUGUGGAACAAGGGAGAACCUUUGCCACUGAAGACAUUAUGGAAUCCUUUUAGUCAGGAAGUGCCAUUUAUAACCUUUGCGUCGCAUCCAAUAUAUUGGCACAGAGAUGGCAACAUAGAAGAGAGAUCAACAUUUGACAUGGAGACAUUUGCUCAAAAACUUCAACGGGCCAUUGAAAAUAUACCCAGCAGCGCUUGUUGUAUACAUCAUUCACCUAUUGUGAUACAAUCGUACCUUGGAUUAGCCUCUCUUCUCCAUAACAAGACAAGCAUGGGUUUCUUCAAAGUGAGAGGAAAGUUCAGCUUUUAGUUCAUUUUAGUUUUGAUUGUUAAAUUGGUAUGCCUAGAUAUAUAAUUAGAAAUUGGCUUAGUCAUUGAAAAGUAUUGUUUAUUAAUCUUACAUUGGUACAAUAUACAUCAGUAUUGGAUUUUCUUAUUACAAGUGGUCACGAUAAGAGUACCUAGUUUAUUUGGUACAAAACAUAUUUAACUUGUUUCUGGCAUGCGCAGAGAUAUCAUAGUAGAAAAUGUGUGCCCCUUAAAAGUAUUUACUGUUUUAGCAUUUUGAUAAUACAUAUAUAUGUAUAUGUCGCAGAAGAGAUGAAACUGCAUGUAACGUUUCUCGACUUAACGACCAUCCCAUUAAGCUUCGAAAUAAUUCGGCUUUUUUGGUUAAGCAUGUCUUCCGGUCCUUCCUCAAUAACGACAAUUUAAUAAUAAAAAGUACUUUUUAAGUGGACGAAAUAAGUAAAAAUUGGGAGCUGUGUAUGUUAUUUUGUCUCUUUAUGUCUCUUAAUAAACUCGACUAUAGGCAUCAUACGUACCGAAUUUUCUAAUAAAUUAUUUCUUUUGUUUAUAAUUUUGGUUUGCUUGAACGUGCUUUAUCACAAAGAUGCCUUAAAAUCGCGAGAUAUAUAAAAAAAAAUAACGACAACUCUUUGUAACGUCAAAAUAUGCACAUUCCCUUGAGUGUCGUUAUAUAUGGGUAUGCGCAUAUGGCCUAGCUCACUUCUGGCGCUAGUUCAAUUUACUUUUCAAAAUUACGCGCAUAUUAAGGAUUAUUAAAGAGAUUAUUUAUUAAAUAUUUUUUUUAAGUUUUAGGUAUACGUAAAUGCAAAUUUGUACCUAACAAUUAUACAUUCAUCUGUAAAGAUCAAUAUUGUAUGAGUAGUAGCGUAUGGGUUAGUGAGUUAAUACAAGAAAAUAGUCGAGUUACUUAUUCCUAGAAUUAAUAAUAAUAUGGUAAUAAUGACAAAAUAAUAUUAUGUAAUAAUUAAGAUAUGUUAUUUAAUAGAGAUUGAAAAAUUUACAUAUUUUGCUUAAAUGCAUUUAACUUACCACCUGUUGUAGCUUGUUUGUUGAUUGUUAUUCUAGAUGUAGCAUUUAUAUUGUUAGGAUUUAUUUAGUUAAAAAAAUUACAAUAAUAUGUACGGGUUUUUAUUAUUUACAUAUUUAUAUAUGACAUUGUUCAGAUCAUACUUGCAGGAUUAUUAAGCUCGUAACAUACUCUGAAGGUUAUAGGAAAAAAAUCUAUUGUGACAUAUUUUCUUUCUAGCUUGUCUACAUGACUGAUCAUUUUAAACAACUCAUGUCAAUCGUGAGAUAUUGGUUACAGAUUACAAAUAUUUAUUAUAUUAAAGACUAUUGUAUGUUAUUAAUUGAAAGUAACUGUUGUUAACUGAAUAUAUAUAUAUAUAUUAAAAUAUUAACCCUUCUAUAUUAAUAAUAUAGUAAAGAAAAUCACUAACACAAUAUUAAAGGUAUAAAAAGGAGACAUUUCACUCUUCCCAGCUAAGAUUAUUCAUCGAAGAGAAACAGUAUUCUAUUGUGGCGUAUAUGUUAGGAAAAACUACUACGCCAUCUGGCGCGUAAUAUCUAGAUUUUACAAUUGUAAAACAAGCUUUAACACUGCCCAUAUAGAUCCUUUGUCUCCAUUUAUUUCAUUUUUAUCCGGUUUCGAGUUAUUGUUAUGUAACGAAAGUGUUAUUAUUAAUGUGAUUUUGAGGUACUACAAGGUUAAAUGUACCUAUUGAUACAUAUUUAUUUUAUUCGUGAAUUAAUACCAACUAGAUGUUGGAUUGGGCUCCAUGAACAUGUUUUUCACUUAUUAUGUACUAAUAAAAUUUAUAACUACAAUGAAAUUAAUUAUGAAAGAGAUAAUCAUAAACCUCAAAAUAGGAAAAUUAUAAUAUGCUAGGUUGAAUUCAUAUACAUUUAACUUCAACCAAGGUAGCUUUCAUAACUCAUAGGAUAUUUAAAUUAUAAUAUAUUGUUUAUAGUCAAAUUAUUUUAUGUACGUUCAAGUUAUUAACAAUAAGAACAUUAUUUUUUUAUGUAAAAUUGUUUAUGCAAAAUGAGUAUAGCGACGCUAGACCUAGAUAAAGUUCUAUGAAAUUAUAAUCAGUGUAUUUCCUUUACGUUACCAAGUACUAAUAUGGGAAAACUCGAUUAGUAAUCGGCUGUGCGAUGUUUAAUAAUAAAUUCUAGUAAUUAGUUUUUAAUGGCCUACAUAAGGUUAUUUUAUUUCGUAAAUCUAUUAUUAUAAAAAAUCUUUCAUCUCGGUAUUGUCUUUGAAAUA
This is a messenger RNA of Pieris rapae (cabbage white), 3416 nucleotides long. RefSeq names its product tumor protein p63-regulated gene 1-like protein. Lineage: Eukaryota; Metazoa; Arthropoda; Insecta; Lepidoptera; Pieridae. The record is from RefSeq and is a predicted model, not a curated record. The transcript is spliced from 6 exons. Bases 102 to 1148 code for a protein of 348 amino acids. Gene Ontology annotation, cellular component: cytoplasm.